This is a messenger RNA of Asterias rubens (European starfish), 1575 nucleotides long. RefSeq names its product lysophosphatidic acid phosphatase type 6-like. Gene Ontology annotation, molecular function: phosphatase activity. Gene Ontology annotation, biological process: dephosphorylation. NCBI's taxonomy places the organism in Eukaryota, Metazoa, Echinodermata, Asteroidea, Forcipulatida, Asteriidae. The record is from RefSeq and is a predicted model, not a curated record. The transcript has 9 exons. Bases 86 to 1306 code for a protein of 406 amino acids.
AUAAUGAUUAAAUCAUUCAUUGUAAUGGUCUGUAUUGUAUUAUGUAAGAUAAAGUUCUGCAAUUGCAUCAAAAUUGAUACUCAAAAUGCAAGGUAACGAUCGUAAACACCUCCCAAGAAAUGGCUGUUUCUUGAGCUCAGACAUCAGGGAAGAGUCUAUGGAGACUUUGGACCAACCUGGCAUGCAACUGAAGUUGGUGUUGAUUUUCUUCAGACAUGGUGCCAGAACUCCGAUUAGGAUAACACCGGGAAUUGAAGAAGCAAAUUGGGACAAAGAAAUGUGUGUGGAAGAAGAUCAUCAUAAAGUAGAGUAUGACAUAUUCUCUUUGGACGGCAAAUCUGGACCUCAUCACUCCCCGAUUGAACAAUCAUAUCAAGCAAACGCAUUUAAAGGUGGAGCUACAAGAGGACAGCUGACGGUGUUAGGAAUGAACCAAAGUUAUGAACUUGGAACAUACUUCAAGAAACACUACAUUGAGAAAUGUAACUUCUUAUCUCCAGAGUUCAGUAGCAAUGAAUUAUUUAUGCGCUCAACCAACAUCAACAGGAAUAUAAAGUCCCUUUCCUGUGUUUUAGGUGGCCUUUAUGGAGACAGCCUCAGCACCAAGCAGAAUGAGUCACCAAGGAUUCAUGUGGAUCAUUCCUCAACAGAAAUCCUUUAUCCAAAUUAUCAACAUUCCAAACCACUCAUGGACAACUUCUUCAAGACGGUUAAGAACACUGAUGUUGUUCCUGGUGUACGACAUGUCCGAUUGCAAAUACAGGAACUUCUAGAGCAGAAUGAGGAUGUCCAUUUAGAUUUAGUGUCAGUGAGAGACGGAAUAAGUGCUAGAAAGGUUCAUGAUGUUCCAUUGUCGGCAGUUCUAGAACCAUUGGCUAGUGUAAUAGAAAAAGCAGCAGUUGGUAUCACGUGUCACAGUCUAGGCAAAGGUACAGACACUCUACAGUAUGCAAUUGGACCACUUCUACAGCUGAUAUUAAGUAAUAUAGAGAGAGUCACUUCAAAAACAUGUGAAGACAAGAUGCACCUGUAUGCCGUCCAUGAUACAACAUUGAUCCCACUUCUUAUUGCAGUUGGUAUCUUUGAAGAUGCCUGGCCUGGAUUCUGUUCUGAUGUAAUUAUUGAGACGUAUCAAGAUCAGAAUGGAGAUUGCUUCAUAAGGAUCUUGUAUCUUGGAAAGGAGAAGAAGUUGGGGCCAAACAACAACACUCUCCUUCCCAUGCAGGAGUUCAAGGAUUUGCUGUCUCCUUGUCUUAUAAAUAAAGAAGAGUUUGAGAAAUCUCUGAUUAAUGUUGAGACAUUUUGAUGAGUGUUCCAGCCUCAGAGGGGGAGACUCCUUGUCAUAUGUUAAUGAGACCAGUAACUAUACCUUGACAACUGGCUCUGUACUCAGCAUAGAAAGCCUGCCAUCAUUAACACUUAUACGUCACAGAUUGAUUCAACUUGGCAUCAUUGUUACAUCAUGAAAUUAUACUCGGCAAUGUUUAAGAUGUUAGGAGGAUACACUGAAGGUAAUUGACUCUGAAUGAUCAUUAAAGAAGUUAUGACUGCCAAACUUGGUUUAAGAUUCCAUCU